AGAGUGCGUUCCCCUACAUGAAGCAGAAGACGUUCUGCAAGAGCAUCGAAAUUGAUUUCAGAACUUGAAGUACAAGCUAUUUCCAUGCUCUGAGUGCCCAACCAUGGCAAGUAAAGUUUCUGGUGAAGGAGAUGGUCAGGAUACUGCAAGGUUUGAGAUUAUCCAGAUUUCUCCAGGAAAGAUUAAAUAUAUGAACCCAAAGUUCAGCAAAAUACAAGCAAAGAUGUAUGAUUACAAAUGUGACAUAAAACUAAAGGUGGGCAAUGCCAGUUUCAAGGCACACAGAGAUGUUUUAGCUGAAGCCAGUGACUAUUUCUCAGCAAUGUUCUCACAUGACAUGUUGGAGAAAGAGAAAGAUGUCAUAGAGCUCCAUGAGAUAAGCCCAGGUGGAUUCACUGUCAUUCUGGACUACUUCUACCAUGGCCAUGUCACCAUUGAUCAGCUCAACAUUGAAGAUGUGUUAGAGGCAGCACGUUUUUUCCACGUGGAGUUUCUAGUUGAUGCAUGCUGCGACUAUCUGGUCCACCAGCUGGGAAUGGAGAAUUACCAAAAUGUUCUUGUGCUAGCAGACAAGUACUGGCUAGGUGACCUGCGUUCAGAAAUUUUUGGCUUUUUGGGAAACAAUAUAAUACAGCUGUCUGAGGAGAAUAAUUUCUUUGAAAACCUUGAUGGAGACCUGCUUGUGCAGCUUGUGAAGGAUGACUUUUACAUUGAUGCCCAUGAGGACUUCAUUCUUUUCCUUGUACAGAAGUGGGUGAACACCAAGCCAGAAGAGCGCAGCGAGUUACUGUUGCCCCUCCUGCGCUUGAUACGUUUCCCUCUUCUAGAUCUAGAAACGCUUGAGACUCUACAUUCAUCUUUCUCUCAAUUUCCAGAGAUUCAGGAUGCAGUGGAAGAAGCUAAGCAUUACAACUACAAUGUUUCUAGUCAGUGUCUUAGGCAAGGAAUACAAUUUUCAGCCCGAGGGGCUGCUCCCCAUGUCGUCAUGUUUUCUUUUGUUGAGGGUCGCUACAUACUUACGUACAAAAGUCUAACAUCAUCUGGCAUUUGCACAGAGGAAUUAGGUGGGAAUGAUGUAGUCAUGGAACAUGACCUUGGCUCAUCAAGCUCCAUAGCCAUAGGAGACUUUUUCUUCUGUGCUGGUGGGUAUGAUGUCAGGCUGUGCAGCAGCAACAGGAUGUUUCGCUUUAGUUCUCGCACUCGUGAGUGGACAGAGCUAGCAUCAAUGGCUCAGCCUCGUGUGUCUCAUGCUUCUUGCUGCUCACGAGAUAGAAUUUUCGUGCUGGGAGGAGUUGAUCACCAGCUCGUGGACAACAAUGAGUUUGAAAGUAUUCUUGCUUCUGUUGAGAUGUAUGAUAUUGCUGACAACAGCUGGAUACCUCUGCCCGACCUCCUUUUUGGCUCAUAUGACCAUGCUGCAGCAUUUCACGACAAUGAGUUGUAUAUGACAGGUGGAAUCAGCGCAGAUCCAUCAGAACCUAUCCCUACAGGUACAUCUUUCAAGCUGAGCCUUGGUACUGAGUCCUGGGAGCCCAUCGCAGGUAUGCUUCACCCACGACAAGGUCACAGCAUAACUGCCCACAACAACCGUUUGUACGUCUGUGGCGGUUAUACUUGUCAGCCUGUUUCAAAUGUCGGGUUCACUGACUGUACAAAUAAUGAAAUGUAUGACAUUGAAACCAAUCAGUGGACAGAGAUCACGCCAACACCCCCUUCUUUUGGUCACAUCCUACGUUCAGUUGCAUUGUAUGAAGAUGAGAUUUAUUUUGUUGGUGGGGGGCAUCUGGGCAGCUAUGAUAUAGAAAAAGACAAAUUUAAGUGCAAGGAAUAUUUUGGACUUUUUAUUCAAAAGGUUGCUGUUAUGAAUGUUGCAUAUCCAUCGAAGGAAUAAGAAAGUACAUCAAAUGCUCGGCGUGCAAGCCUUGCACUUAUAGUAUCGAUGAAUAGUAUUAACAGCAUUGACUACUCAUCCUGCUUGUUGCAAAAAUAGAUUAGCUUUUUUUUUUUUGUUUUGGCAGUAGGAAAUGUUUAUUGCUUAAGAAUCUUGGAAAGGGCUUAAGGGUUUGUAUUUUUUAUCUUUGUAUAUGUCAUUCUUAUUUGCUUGCAUUUUCUUCUUUUUUGGGGGAAAGGAAACUCUCAUACCCUUUCUCACUGAACCCUCUCAGAGUAUUUUACUAAACUAUACUGACAGAGUGGAGUAAAACUUUUAAAUCAUAUUUUUUCAUUCACUCUGUCACAGCCAGAAGGAUGAUGGUGAAGAGCAUGUGCAGAGCAAUCAAUGGUAGUAUGUAACUUAAUAAUAUAGAGAACCUGGCUUUGGUUUUUGUUUAAUUUGUAACCCUCAUUCAGCGGUUACAGAGUAUAGCUGAAGUAAGGCAUUUCUUGUGACUUCCUUUUGUUGUGUAAUAUAUUUUUCAUCUGAUGCAGAGUCUUUUCUCUGUCUGAAUUGAUGAUGUUAAUGUGAAGCUAAGAAAAUGUCAGUUUUUCGUCUUGGUGUCCUACACUAAACAUUCUUACACAGGACCACACUCAGUCAUCAUAAGCAACUGAUCUGGUAAAAUAUAUUUCAGUACAUGUAACAAUCUUUCACUUUGUGGAAAAAUCCAGAACUGUAUAAAUGUUUGCUGUUUACAAUCUGCAUAUUUUUUGGCACAAAUUAUUUCUCUACUUUAUUGAAUUUUUUUGGUGACAGAUUGACUGUUGCACACUAUAUAUAUUUUUUUUCUUUCUGGGUGUUAUAGUAUGCAAGUAAUUGAUUACUGUUUAGGUUGCACACUUUAAGAGUGCAGAUCCAACACACGUAAAACCAGAAUCAUUUUUGUUAAUGGUACAAAAUUCUUAGAGAACUUGCUAAUAUGAAUGCUAUUUUUCUGCUGGUGUUGUCAUGCCAUUUCACACCAUGCUUAAUUGACAAAGAGAGCCUUUUGUCAAUACUUUAAAUUGUUCUUCAGGGUGGUAUUUGGAGUAACCAGCCAGUGUCGUCCAUUUCAGUUUAUCUAGGUGGCAAAUGUAUUCAGUUUUAUUUUGUCACUUUUGAUCACUGAGCUUUCUGCAUUUGUUUCAUGUAAGUACUUGAAAGUUUUCUAUGGGAGAGUGAGUUGAAGGCAGAUUCUCAUUAGAAAAAAGGUUGUUUGCAGUAUUGUCAUUAGAUCCAAAGGGCUUGGUAAAAGAUUAAAGAAUAAAGCUUUCCUAUCAGUCCCUGACUUAAUUAAAUACUUUACUUAGCCCUCUUUGUACCUGACUGGUACAUAAUGCAUUCACUAGAGACCUCCAUUUUUGUCUGCCAGCAGUUACUUUAGCUAUGUUCUGCCAGGUCAUUUGCUGAUCCUUUAGCUCUCUCUCUCUCUACUGACCUUCACCAUGUUCCUUUUGGCUGACCACAUUUCCUCUUGCCAUCAACUGUCUAAUGAAGGUAUUCGGGGUGGUUUCUGCACAUGCCCUUGCCAUCUUCAUUUUGGAUUGUGUUUGUCAUUUUUGUACAGCUGGCUCUUGUAAGGAUUUCUUCAUUAGAAACUGUGUUUGGCCAAAAUAUUUUGAAAAUUUAUUGAAACAUUUGGUCUGGAAAGUCUCUAGUUUGACUAAGUUAAUGACAAGAUACUAAUUUCCCAGAUUUGAGGAAUGACACUGCUUAUGAGAUGUAAGUAUUCACAUAUUCUCAUCCAUGAAUAGAAGGAGAGCUCAGCUUUAUGUUAUCAUAAACAUAGAUAAGCCUACACCAUCAAAACCAUAUCCAUUAGAAUAGAUCAAAACAGUGUUUGCAUCAGUGUAUUGCAGAAGAGAAAAAGUCUAAAAAUGUGUUUCAUCAAAAUUGGCAUUUUACAAGCAGAUUUUACAAAGCUGUUUUUCCAGAGGCUCUUGCUAUAAGUAGUCCACAGGAUUGUUGUAAACCAUGUGAUUGUCAGUAAUUUGUCAGAUAUAAAAAAGUGCAAGAGGGCUUGAUGCUGAAGGUGCUAAAAAUAUCCCAGAAAAUAUACACAUCAAAUUCAUUGCUCAUCUUAAUUCUCACAAAAAAUAUCUUGAAGUUCUAUUUUGUUUUAUACUCCUUCCCCCUCCCCUCCACACACCUACACACUCACCCACCAGAAGUCUUCUUGUUUAAGUCUUUGAGCUGUUAGCACAUACAUUGUGCUGUAGUUGUUGUAUUUUGAUACAAGUGGGUUGUCAGAAUGUUUUGAUACAUGUGGCAGAGGAGAGAGAAUAGAGAUUUUAUGUUGAUGUGCCUUUGUCAACAAAUGAGCGGAAAUGCUGUUAAUGUCUUUCAAAUUUACAUUUAUUCUUUAUACUUUCUGCAACAAAUUCCAUGUGUGAUAAUGCUGAAAAGGGAUUGAAGAGUACACUUUUAAUAUUUAGACAUUUCUGUAGUAGGGUGACCUACUGACAACCGGGCUGCUGGUUGUCUAUGACUCGUAAUCUGUCUUCGUCUGAAGAUGUUUCUACUCGCUCUUGUUAGCGAUACUCAAUCUUCAGCUAAUCCUUUUCUUCCUCCCCCAAAUGCUCCUUUUUGAUCGUUAUCACAAAACCCCCAGGUCUUUUCUUCUUGCAUCAUUUUAAGACGCAACCGAGACGCAUCAGAAUUUCAUUAUACUUGGGCGUGCUGCCCCUGCAAUUGCACCUAAUAUAUACACCCCACCCCAAUAAAGAAAUGUCGUCAAAGGCAUUUAACCCCAUGCUCUAAGCCUGAUGAAAAGUAAAAAAAAAAACACACAAAAAAAUAAACGAUAUACCUGCUACCCUAUAACAUCAUAUACAUACAAAUAAAACUACACUGAAUCAUGAAAACAAGAUAAAAAAAACCCCACCAUGUAUAGACAUGUGACGAGAGUUUGUAACACUGAACGUUUAGUCCUUCUCUAACAUGCAGGCUUUGAUGGCUGCUACAGGCCAGUCCAACACAUAGUCCAUAUUCAUUAGUUCCCUAAACACAUCUUGUAGUCUGCCUACAACUGUCUCCACUGCUCCUGCGGAUGCAGGUGAAGGUAUUGUCUGCUGCUGGCUUAACACGUACUCCCCAGAGCGUUGCCAGGCCAGUGCAGUUCUAGACCAGCCCCCAGUUCUUGGCCUGGGUAGUGGGCGGCGCCCUGGCUGGUCCGGCUCCUGCUCCUCAUUCCCACUCUCUGCAUCUGGUAUCUCUUGCUCCUCUUCCUGCGUAGCCACAUCAAGGGUGUCAUGAUCGUCAAAUGCAUGAGCAGCUUGUACAUCACGGAUGCUGCCCUGUGCUGCGUCGCUGCUACCAACAUCACUUGUUGCUAUGGCAGUGGUUCUUAACCUUUUUUGAGGUACCGAACCCACAAGUUUCAUAUGCACGUUCACCAAACCCUUCUUUAGUUUCAUAUGCACAUUCACCGAAUCCUUCUUUAGUGUCAUCACGAAUUGCGGGUGUGUCUUGACCUCUGUGGCGGAGGCUCCGCCGAACCCCUGAGACUGACCCACCGAACCCCUAGGGUUCGAUCGAACCCAGGUUAAGAACCACUGUGCUAUGGGAACGGCCAACAUUUCGUCUUCAGACUCGCUGGUCUUAACCUCAGACCCACUGGCCUCACUUCUGCCUGCUGUGUUCAUGCGGUGACGUUUUCCCUGGUCGUGUUUCUUGGCCUGAGGUAUUGUAGGCUGUUGCCUUUCAUGAUCCAUGAGAGCGUGGCCUAAUGGUAAGAGGACAUUUUUGUGUAAUGUAUGCUCCCAGCCACUGCCAUCCUCGCGUUUCACCACAAACACUGGUAUGUCCGUGUUGGGUUUCCUAAGGACCGCAGACACCUCUUGCUCCCACUUGUCUGCAAGUUUAUGUUUCCCAUCGAACGCCAGCCUUUUGACGAGCAUUCUGUCGCCAACUUCAAGGGUGGCCCCAUGGGUGUUGCUGUCAUAAGCCUUUUUUUGUUUUCUUCGGCUUUCCUCCGCGACUAUGGUUGCGAGCGCAAAUGAAUCGCGUAGCUUCUCUCUCAGAGUCCAUGUACUUUGUCAGGGGCUGAGGCAUACUCCUUUCCCCAAGCCCAAAUUCAAUGUCCACUGGCAGCUGGGGGUCUCUCCCAAACAUUACUGAAUAGGGGGAGAAUCCAGUGGAUUCGUGCCUGGUGCAGUUAUAUGCAUGCACGAGUGGUGCAACAUAUUUCGCCAGUCUUGCUUUUGAUGUGGCUCCAAAUUCGCACCUAAUAUAUUUCUUUCACAGAAUGUUUUCUCUUGGAUUGUUUUAGUUAUUGUUUGCUAAUUCAAGGAUAUCUUUGUCCAGCAAACAUUUACUUGGAUAGAAAACAUAUGCGUGAUAAUAUUACACACUAAAAUCAAAUCAAAUGAUGUUGAAAAUACAUAAUAGCAGCUGGUUGAAUGGAUAGUUCAAAUAAUUUUAAAACUAGUAAUGUUAUAAAGUUAUUAUUACCAAGCAUCAGUGAUAUUUAACAUGCAAUUUACAUUAACAGUGAGGCCAGAUUUUGGUUGGGACUAUGAACAAGCAGUGACAAAAGCUUUUUUUUUUUUGUCUUGCUUCUCUGCUAGGGUGUUUUGCUAAAUACUGCACACGUUUUACUUUAUAUCGAUUUUAAUCUGUGUUUAAUGUCAAGAAAUUAAAACCCUCAUUUUUCCUUCGUAAGAUUUCAUGAGUCUGUAUUUAUGUUUUUUUUUUCAAACUAUCUGUAUUUUUAAAGAUCUGAACUGUAGAACACUGUUAGAUAUGUAUUGAUCAAAAUGAAUUUUAAAAAUAUGUUUUGAAUGCAUGAAACUUUUUACAUUUUGGCGAUUUUGAUGUGCACAAAUCUGGCACCAGGUAUGCCAACAUUUAUGUAAUAUUUUUUUAGCACAUGGUAACAUUUUCUACCUUAACAAGAAAAUGAUUAGUGACAAAGCUUUGAAGAGUAUGACAGGAAAUUAAUAUACAAAAUGUUGCUUGUUGGUACAUUCCAUAGACAGUUUGAUUUUAAAGUAUGCAUUUGACUGUCCACUGUUUCAUUGAGGCAUUAUAAAACCUAUUUUGCAUCUCAUCAAUGUUUUAAAAUCUUACAGUUGAGCAGUUACUCUUGCAAUGAUUUUUGCAGUCUAAUGAGUCUGAUAUGAUAAGUCUGCUAUUUAAUCAUUCCUCAUUAAAGUUAUGCAAAAUAAAUUUACAGUGCACAAAGGCACUUGUUGUCAGUACAGUUACAGAAGGCUAUCCUGGUUCAGAGCUGAUCUCAUCCACAUUAAAUUGUUCUUUCUCUGCUUAUAUGCAUAUGAACUGUGCCAGCUUCUUUGCUGAGAUAUAGACUUAAUUGCUGGCUCUGUGUACAUCACUUGUUCCCUCCCCACCCACUCCCCAAACAGUAUGUUGCAUUAAAAAAAAAAAGAUUCUAAUGAACCUUUAUUGCAGUUAUUUGACAUUUUUUUAUUUCUGUUUUUUUCUGGCACCACUUAUACCAAUGGCGCCCAACCUUUUCUCGCCCGAGGGUCGUACUCAACAUGGUAUUAAAUUUUGCGGGCCAGAACAUGGCAGUUUUGCCAACAUUAAAAAUGAAAUUAUGCAGCGAUGUACCAAAAUGUAAGAUUUGAGCGGGCUGGAUGAGGCACUUUCACGGGCUGGAUGUGGCCCACGGGCUGUAGGCUGGGCACACCUGACUUGUACCCUUUUCAAAUUUUAAUUCUCUGAAAUCCAUAUAAAUGUACUUUCUAUGUGUGUGUGUGUGACACUCAUGGGAGAGAGAAAGAUAGAAGUUAGGAAGAAUGUGGGAGUCCUGGAGCAACUGAUAAUUCUAGAACUAUCCUUUAAAGAAGGCUGCCUCAGUGUAUUUCAGUAUCCUCCCCACUACUGUUCUAUUUAUCGCGCUGGAUGCUAUCAUAGACUCCAAUGAUGUGAUAAGCUGCUUUAUGUUACACAAGAUCUUCCAUCAAAUAAAUGACUUUUUCUUCCACUUCUCACAGUUGCUUACAUUCAGCUUAUCAAUCAUUGCUUUUUUUUUUUUGGCUGUCAAAGUCAGUGAAAUGAAGUGCUUUGCCUUAUUUCCGAAAUAUAGUGGAUAUAAUUUACCAUAUCCUUUGAUGUUUUAAGGAGACUUUCAGUAAUGUUAGCAAGUAGCCUUUCAGUAAUGUUUGUAAGUAGCUUAAUAAAGGAAGGCUUUAUAUAGCUAAAAUAACUCAUCUUGUGAAGUCAAAAAUGGAACUUCUGUUUAUUUGUCUUUAUUUAUGAGAAAAGAUUUUUCUGCUUGGUCAUGACCAUUGAGAAAUUAUAUGGCAAAACCGCUGUAGAGUAUACACAUUUACUGCAGGAGUGAAUCAUGAAAGCACAAAUUCAUUUCAGGAUUCUAUACACUUCAAAUUAUAUUUUGAAAUUAUUUCUUUAUCUAUAUGCUGAUUGCAAUAUUUGAGUUUAAAUAGCAAGAAGCAACAAUAGCCUGUUAUUCUGAAACUAUGUCUAUUUAAAAAAAAAAACAUGGCACGUUCAUCUUCCACUUGCAGAUUAAGUUAAUUAACUCCACAGUGUAUACUCAUUAUGAUUUCUAUUUUUACUGAAUUCCAUGUUUGUUUCCUUUUUUUUUAAUAAGCAAAACAUCUUUACAAUUAAAUUUUAUACUAUAUAUUUCCAGAUAUCCUUUUUACAAAUUUGUGAUCUUAUAAAUGAAAUAAAUGAACACACUCAUAAAGGAUGUGAUGCUUGAACACAUUUCAGACUUAUUUAAGUGUAUUGUGGCAUCUCUUGAUUUAAAGGGACAGUUCAGGUAAAAAUCAUACAAAAGUCUUUAGGGUUUUGAAUUUUCAAUACAGAAAAAUUAAUCGAAAUUCCUUAUCUUGAUUUGUAUUUUUGUAUCACGACCACCUAAUACUGCAAACCUGGGAAUAGUGAGAUAUAGCUUGCUGUAAGGUUCAACAACAUGAAUUCUGGAAUUCUUCAGCUUCUAAUGUAAAUGCAAUAAGCAUUAAAUGCGAUAUCACCAUUUUUAACUGUUGCUGCAAUAAAUCUCUAAAAACAUUUGCAUGUAUAACUUUUAAACUCAGAAUUUUGUAUGUGUUUUUUCAAAACGUAUGCUUUGCAGCAGUGAUUGAAAAGAAAAUAUACUGCACAAAUGAAUUUUUCCCAGUGUAUGUGAAAUUCACCUCUAUGUACAAUAAGGGAGACCGUAAAAGUCUGCAUGCUGUGGAUAAGCGACUGACCUACUCCCCAUUCCUUGUUGACUAUGGAUACAACACCUAUUUAGUAACAGUUGUAGCAUGCAUAAAAUUUGUUUCAUUUUACAACACAAUAACAGAUAAACUGCAUUUAUAUCACUUACCAUAUUUAUACUAAAGUGUUUUAUUGCAGUUUAAAUUUGUCCUUUUAGGUCACUAGAAUAAUUUUAUUUGGGGAAAAAAACUAGUGCACUCUAUCGCCAUGAUGUAGCCUUAGUAGCUGGCACAACGUUAAAACACAACCAACCAACCAGCCUAGUACAUUCAAAUGUUUUGUCUGCUUUAGUGUAUUUGCAUGCCUAGUUCCAAGCAUUUCUGUCAAAUGUUGGGGAGGCAAAAUUUAAACAUCAUCAUCUGAAACCAAAGAUGCACAUGCUGGUUUGAUACCCGUGUGAUAAGACAUCUUUCUCCUUCUUGACCCAGAUGUGAAGAGGGUAUCUGGCUCCUUAGCAGGUUGGGCAGUGAGGGAAAGAUAGGCAUACCCCUACAGAAACUACCCCCAAGAUAAGUGAGGGAUUUUAUAUUCCUCCCCUAUGACUGUACAAUUGUAGGAAUAAUAUAACCUUUAGCUUUUUCUAUUUUGACCAUUUCUGCAAUGACGCAGAAGACAGCUAAAAAUGAGCUAAACUGUCCCCUUAAUCUUGCAGCGUAACAGAUUUUCAAACACUGCAUAGAAAAUAUACAUAUGGGUUGCUGUUAUCCUAGUGGAAAGAAGUGCUUAAGUAUCAUUUUCGCUAGAUUUAGUUCAUUUUGCAGGUUUAAUCUUGUACAAAAUUGCAUCUGGGAGACACCAUUGUGUUGUUAGUUUUCUUGACUUGAGUGUAGAUGGUCAUGGGUCUUCAGUCCUCAGGCAUGUGAUUCAAAAACAGCCUCAGAUCUUACAGCAGAUCGUAUAGAUUUUUUGGCAAAAAUAAACGAGAUGGUUGGACAAUGGCAUUCCAUGCGGACCACAUACAAUUUACUGUCCAUGUCUGCUUGGUUAUGGGAAUUUUUAUGUUUGAACCAAGUAAUAUAUUCUGCUGGAUAUGUUUUUUUUUAUGUCAUCACAAUGUUAAGAACGUUCAAUAAAGGUACCAAUAAAACAAG
Pomacea canaliculata is the source of this 10203-nucleotide messenger RNA. Its product is annotated as kelch-like protein 15. Bases 104 to 1891 code for a protein of 595 amino acids. Gene Ontology annotation, molecular function: protein binding. The record is from RefSeq and is a predicted model, not a curated record. The transcript has 5 exons. NCBI's taxonomy places the organism in Eukaryota, Metazoa, Mollusca, Gastropoda, Architaenioglossa, Ampullariidae.